GCAUGCGAUGUUCCCUCCGGCAAGGCUUCGCUCCGUGCCCUGGCCGCGGCUUACCUGCCUUUUUAAGACCGCAUCCCCCUGCUGGAUCUCGGGGGAGCCGCGUCUCGCAGCCUGCCUGCCUGUCCCCGCUUCGGAGCCUCCUCUUUGUGGUGUCGCGUGAUCUCAGUGAUAGCAUUGUUAUGAUCUCUUUCGGGUUGCCUCAUUGUGGUGGAGAUCAAUUCUCCCUCUCCUGCUACAGACAACAAUAGUUCACGGGGUCAUUACGCUCUCCGACGCCGCGGGUGCGUCCCGUGAUCACCCCCUGCCUCCUGCGUUUCGCAUCGUCAGGGUGUGCUCAGUUUUGGGAGCCGCUUAUGCAUGGAUUGGCGGGGUGUGUGAUUUGGUGUGGCUAGGCCAUGGCGCAUGGAUCCGGUUUGGUGUGAGGCUGCAAUGCUCUUCGUCCACUUUGAGCGUUAAUUCGGACGGUGGCUAAUCUCAAGGGAAUUCAGGGCCUCUCUUUGACGCGCACCCGAGGAAUUUGUGCGAUGUUGCAACAACCUCGAUAGUUCGACGCUGGUAUUCAAGCUGUCAGGGCUAGUUUCUGCAUUGCACUGAAUGGUUCUGACAGACGGCUGUGGCGGUUUCUGCAUUUUCAGCGUCGGGAGGCUUUUGUAAUGCUGAUGAAGACUCAACUGCGUUGCACCUAGAUUGUACCACGACCUUUCGACGUCAGUUUAGAAGCAAGAUAUGGGAUGUGGGGGCAGCAAAGGUAUUAAAUGUUACCUUGAGUUAGCAGUCAAUGGCAAUGUCAUAGGGCGUCUUGUGGUCGAGUUGCGCAAUGAUAAGGUUCCCAAGACUGCGGAAAACUUCCGGCAGCUGUGUACUGGUGAAAGUGGAAACUCAUAUGCUGGAACCACCAUACACCGGAUCGUGCCAGGUUUCAUGGCCCAGGGAGGCGAUUGUGGAAAAUCAAUAUAUGGGAAGAAGUUUGAUGAUGAGAAUUUCAAGCUUUUACACAAAAGCAAGGGUGUGCUCUCCAUGGCCAACACUGGACCUCACACUAAUGGCACUCAAUUCUUCAUCACGUUGGGUGACUGCUCCGAGUUAGACGGAAAAAAUGUUGUAUUUGGAAGAGUUGUUGAAGGAAACGAAGUUUUAGAUGCUUUAAACGACUUGGGCAGUACAGACGGAAGCACCAAAAGCAAAGUAACUAUUCAUAGUUGUGGGGAAAUGUAAUCGACAACAUUAUAUGACCUUCAUAAUAUUCCUACAACGACUGUUGUAUGUCAUUUCCCCACAUUGCUGAGAUUGUAGCCUCUGAUAGUAGUAGAUAGGUUUGAUUUCAGUCCCACUUCUGGGACGAUAAUGAUGAUGGCAAAAACAUUGAUUGAGGCAACUUACUGUUGUUGCAUGGUUGAAGCUCAAGUACAGCUUUGGUGCAUUUCUUACAUUUUCUUACAUUUCA
Molecule: messenger RNA, 1444 nt
Organism: Physcomitrium patens
Lineage: Eukaryota; Viridiplantae; Streptophyta; Bryopsida; Funariales; Funariaceae
Product: peptidyl-prolyl cis-trans isomerase A1
Biological process (GO): protein folding; protein peptidyl-prolyl isomerization
Cellular component (GO): cytoplasm
Molecular function (GO): cyclosporin A binding; peptidyl-prolyl cis-trans isomerase activity
Source: RefSeq, a predicted model, not a curated record